AUGGACUCGAGUAUUGAUAAUCCUCGUAAGAGCAAUGAUGAUUUUUUAAGAGAAUUCUUUAUCCAUGACAAGUCCUACAUAUUGAAUCCUAAUGAUAAUUUGAACCAAGGAGAAAAUAUUGUCACAAACUAUCUAUUUAGACCCCCUUUUGCAGUACUGGCACAAAACUUCCAUAGUAAUGAGGGUAAAUUGCUGACUCAAUUGGACAUCAACCACGUAAACGAGGCAUCAAUUGAUGGACUUGGAAAUGACAAAAUUCAAGGAAGCUUUCUUAAGAAGGAUGAUCCAAAGAUGCUUACAUUGAUGCAGCAAGCAGAAUUACUCAGCUCACUUGCAAUCAAAGUUAAUUCAGAGAAUACGGAUCAGAGUUUCGAAAAUGCCUGGAAAGUUCUACAACAUUUUUUGAAGCAAAACAAAGAUAGUGAUCUGCUGGCAUAUAGAAUUUCUGAUGCCGAUUUGCAGCUAGAGAAUUUGAAAGAGUUGAUGGAGGAUUUGAUUAAGAAUGAAGGCUGUAAGCUAUCUUGGAGGCAACCUGAUUUGUAUGAUGAGACCCCUGCCAGCUCAGAAUAUAGUACUGGAUCAAGUGUGCUAUCUCAUGCUCCCGGUGAAAAUCCUGAAGAAUGUCAAGCCGAACGAUGUACAUUUCAUCAGGAAACUGGGCUCCAGUUACAAUCAAGUCAGUUGGGUGAUCAACCAAGUCUUGCUGAGGAAAACAGAAUAUGUAUUUCUGCCGCAAAUGAAGAGAACAACUUGUUAUCAACUGAUGAAGUAAAAGCUAACGAUGGAGUUGUAGGUGAAUAUUUAAAUACAGAAUUCAGUUCCCCUCUUCAAGUGACUCCACUAUUCAGGUCAUUGGCAGCUGCAAUUCCCAGCCCGAAAUUUUCAGAAAGUGAGAAGCACUUCCUAAUGAAAACAUUUGGGAUGGAGUUACCAUUCCCAAGUCCAAGCACCAAUCCAUCUCAAGCUCCACCUUGCAAAAGGUCCCUCCUCCAUUGUCUUUGACCAGUCUCACUUAUUGAUCUUACAUACAAUAUUCUGCAGAAUUCAGAAUCACAUCUACUCAUCGGGAGUUUUCAACAUAUGUAGAGCUUUUUUAUUAAUCUUUUGGAGUUCUUUGUCCUCGGAUAGCAGGCAUCUUGACCUGAGAUUUUUAGAAAUAGGCUUAUGAAGAUCUGCUUCACAAUCUAGGGUGCUAAGGAGCAUUCCAGUAUUUUCCUUUUUUGUGAAGAUUGAUUGCUGUGAUCUGCAUCCUUCUGAGAGUUUUCGACCUAAUACUCACAUUGAUUCCUGUUUGCUUUGUUCAUGUGUGUCAUUCUUUCGUUUGUCUUGUCAUGGAACUCGGAUAUGGCUUUCCGUUGUUCCCAAAAGUUUUUUGGCUAGAUAAGCCGAUUGUACAGACCCCAUACUUCAAUUAUGUAGUUAUUCGGAGAGUAAUUAUACAAUGGCACCUCGCCAACUAUACCCUUUAGAGAUUGAGAAGAGAAAAAGGAAAAAAACAGGAGACAGAGUAGAGGAGGACCAACCAGUUGCAUUGGGCUCCUAUUCACUGCGCUUUAGAUGUGCACAGUACUAUGUAACAAGUUUUCAUGGUGUGUUAGAUCUUGUUGUAUUCCAUACUUUAAUGGAAUGAAGAAUUUAUACGAUUACUGUUGUGCA
This is a messenger RNA of Olea europaea var. sylvestris, 1656 nucleotides long. RefSeq names its product transcription factor MYB88-like. Bases 1 to 1002 code for a protein of 333 amino acids. The transcript is spliced from 7 exons. Lineage: Eukaryota; Viridiplantae; Streptophyta; Magnoliopsida; Lamiales; Oleaceae. The record is from RefSeq and is a predicted model, not a curated record.